This is a messenger RNA of Juglans microcarpa x Juglans regia, 2527 nucleotides long. Its product is annotated as probable methyltransferase PMT18. Bases 448 to 2334 code for a protein of 628 amino acids. Gene Ontology annotation, molecular function: methyltransferase activity. The transcript has 7 exons. NCBI's taxonomy places the organism in Eukaryota, Viridiplantae, Streptophyta, Magnoliopsida, Fagales, Juglandaceae. Gene Ontology annotation, cellular component: cytoplasm; trans-Golgi network; endosome. The record is from RefSeq and is a predicted model, not a curated record.
GUUAUUUUUUAAGCGAAAGACAAAAGAGUAGAUAGAUAGAAAACAUUGCCCCUGACCUACUGUUUUUUACUUCUUUUAAGUACAUGUAGGUAUGUAUGUAUGCAAUAUGCAUGCUUGCCACUCAACACUUCCUGUAAUGGCGGAGGCUUUCCACCUUCCUUUUAGUGUUACCCAUUACUCUUGAGUCUCUGAUCUUUUAUCCCUCUUUCUCUCUAUCUGGCAGCUGGCUGCCUCCUUUUGUACCCCCCUUCCAAGCUUCGUUCAUGUUUCCUUUCCGCUUCAAGUUUUAUAAUGUGUAGCUACUAAUUAAUAACUCUUAAAACAAAAGGGAAAAUAGGGAGAAAACUCGAAUACCAAGGAGUUACAUGUGUACUUCGCAUCGUAACAAUAACAUUUCACUUGCAGAAUCUGGGAGUCUUUAGCUGAUAAUCAGCAUCAGAAGUAAAAAUGGCAAAGGAGUACAGUGGAUCCCCAAAGCUUCAUCAUCUGGAUUCCAAGAGGAAGCGCCUCACUUGGAUCCUAGGGGUUAGUGCGCUCUGCAUUUUGUCCUACAUUUUUGGGGCUUGGCAGAAUACUUCUUCCCCAACAAAUCGAGCCGAGGUCUUUGAUAAAGGCAGUUGUGAUGGUGGGUCGCCUCCAGCAGGCAACAGCCUACCGUCAUCGAUGUCUUCAUCUGCAUUGGACUUUCAAAGUCAUCAUCAAGUUAAGAUCAACAAAUCCGUGGGAGCCCAGAAGUUCCCACCUUGUGAUAUGUCCUUUAGUGAGUACACUCCUUGCCAAGAUCCAGUGAGGGGAAGGAAAUUCGAUCGGAACAUGUUGAAAUACAGAGAGCGGCAUUGCCCCAAAAAGGAAGAACUUCUCCGUUGCCUUGUACCUGCUCCACCAAGAUAUAAGACUCCUUUCAAGUGGCCUCAGAGCCGAGACUAUGCCUGGUAUGACAAUAUACCUCAUAGAGAGCUCAGCAUUGAGAAGGCUAUUCAGAAUUGGAUUCAAGUCGACGGUGACCGUUUCAGAUUUCCCGGAGGAGGUACCAUGUUUCCCCGUGGAGCUGAUGCAUAUAUUGAUGACAUCAACGAGCUCAUUCCUCUCAGAAGUGGAAGUAUCAGAACUGCAAUAGAUACUGGCUGUGGUGUAGCAAGUUGGGGUGCUUACCUGCUGACGAGGGACAUCCUGGCAAUGUCUUUUGCACCAAGGGACACACACGAAGCUCAGGUCCAGUUUGCAUUGGAGCGGGGAGUUCCUGCUAUGAUUGGCAUCAUGGCUUCACAGAGGCUUCCUUACCCAGCGAGGGCAUUUGAUAUGGCUCAUUGUUCCCGUUGCUUGAUUCCCUGGCAGAAAUAUGAUGGUAUGUAUCUAAUUGAGGUGGACAGAGUUCUAAGGCCUGGUGGUUACUGGAUUCUUUCUGGCCCUCCUAUCUACUGGAAGAAACACUGGAGAGGAUGGGAAAGAACUCAAGAAGAUUUGAAACAAGAGCAAGAUUCAAUCGAGGAUGUGGCCAAGCGGCUGUGCUGGAAGAAAGUUAUUGAAAAUCACGAUCUUGCAAUUUGGCAAAAGCCCAUCAACCACAUUGAAUGCAUUAAGAGUAGGAAGGUUUAUAAAACGCCACAUAUUUGCCAGUCAGACAAUCCAGACACCGCUUGGUACAGAAACAUGGAAACUUGCAUAACCCCACUACCAGAGGUAAGCAGCUCAGAUGAAGUUGCUGGUGGAGCAGUGGAGAAGUGGCCGCAGCGUGCAUAUGCCGUCCCUCCUAGAAUUAUUAGUGGUUCAAUACCAGGCAUUACUACUGAGAAAUUUCGCGAGGACAAUGAACUAUGGAAAGACAGGGUGACACAUUACAAUGGGAUCAUUCCCCUAUCUAAGGGACGAUACAGGAACAUAAUGGACAUGAAUGCCUACCUUGGUGGUUUUGCUGCAGCCUUGAUGAAGUACCCCGUGUGGGUUAUGAAUGUGAUUCCUGCCAAUUCGAACCAGGAUACUCUAGGUGUGAUAUAUGAGCGUGGUUUCAUUGGGACAUACCAGGAUUGGUGUGAGGCAUUUUCGACGUAUCCAAGAACAUACGAUCUCAUUCAUGCAGGCGGUUUGUUCAGCAUAUAUCAAGACAGGUGCAACAUUGCCGACAUUCUAAUAGAAAUGGAUAGGAUUCUGAGGCCGGAAGGGACAGUUAUAUUUCGGGAUACAGUAGAGGUUCUCGUGAAGAUUCAGAGUAUAACUGACGGGAUGAGAUGGAAGAGCCGGAUAAUGGACCACGAAAGCGGACCCUUCAAUCCAGAGAAAAUUCUUGUUGCUGUCAAAACCUACUGGACUGGUGAAGCUACUAAAAAACAAAGCUAGUCCCUCCCCUCCCCCCUGCCUCUCUCUCUUUCUUCUGUGUCAUCUUUUCUCCUUUGGGAAUUACUAGGUUUACUUGAAUUUUGCGAGCAUACUGUUCUAUUAAAAGAGAAAGGUUAGUUUUGCUUACCCAUCAUGUAAUUGGAGAUAAGUAUUUCCUUUGUAUUAUUGUCAUCAUAGUAGUCAUCUUCUUCCA